AUGAGCAACAACAACUACAACAAUCCCUACGGAAAUAACCCGUAUGCUGAAGAAGAACAGCCACACGAAUUAAACAACAUGAAUACAGGUUCUAGUAACAAUAACAACAAUGACUUUGUUGGUUUCAUGAAUAACAUUAACAGCGUUAACACUGAAUUAGAUCGUUAUCAAGGUAUCGUCAAUCAAAUAGAUGUUUUACAAAAGAAACUAUUGACUGAAGUGAGUGAAGAACAAGAAUUAACAUUAAGGCAUCAAUUGGACGAUUUGUCUGCACAAGCCUCAGAUUUACAAUAUACAUUAAAACAACAAAUUAAGGAAUGUCAGAGACAAGCCCUACACGAUAGUUCUAUGCAAGCUCAAGCUGAAAAUUCUAGACAAAAGUUUUUAAAAUUGAUCCAAGAUUAUAGAAUUAUCGAAGCUAACUAUAAAGAACAAAACAAAGAACAAGCUAUAAGACAGUAUAAAAUCGUCCAACCAGAAGCUACUGAUGAUGAAGUCGAAGCUGCUAUUAGUGAUGCUGGUGGCCAGCAAGUGUUUUCUCAGGCUUUAUUGAAUGCCAAUAGGAGAGGUGAAGCUAAAACUGCUCUAGCUGAAGUUCAAGCAAGACAUCAAGAACUUUUGAAAUUAGAAAAGACUAUGGCUGAAUUAACACAAUUAUUUAAUGAUAUGGAAGAACUAGUCAUUGAGCAACAGGAAAAUGUUGACGUUAUUGAAAAGAAUGUUUCCAAUGCACAACAAGAUGUUGAACAAGGUGUUGGUCAUACCGAAAAAGCUGUUGUUAGUGCUAGAAGGGCAAGAAAAAAUAAAAUUAGAUGCUGGAUUAUUGUUUUUAUAAUUUUUGCUGUUAUUGUCGUUGUUGUUGUCGUGCCAUCAGUUGUGGAAACUAGAAAAAAUUGA
This is a messenger RNA of Saccharomycodes ludwigii, 897 nucleotides long. It is a transcript of the gene SSO1, whose product is annotated as syntaxin. The transcript has a single exon. The record is from RefSeq and is a predicted model, not a curated record. Lineage: Eukaryota; Fungi; Ascomycota; Saccharomycetes; Saccharomycodales; Saccharomycodaceae. Gene Ontology annotation, biological process: intracellular protein transport; vesicle fusion; exocytosis. Gene Ontology annotation, molecular function: SNARE binding; SNAP receptor activity. Gene Ontology annotation, cellular component: endomembrane system; SNARE complex; plasma membrane. Bases 1 to 897 code for a protein of 298 amino acids.